This is a messenger RNA of Cryptosporidium ubiquitum, 996 nucleotides long. RefSeq lists its product as uncharacterized. The transcript has a single exon. Bases 1 to 996 code for a protein of 331 amino acids. Gene Ontology annotation, molecular function: metal ion binding. The record is from RefSeq and is a predicted model, not a curated record. NCBI's taxonomy places the organism in Eukaryota, Apicomplexa, Conoidasida, Eucoccidiorida, Cryptosporidiidae.
AUGAGAAAAGAUCGCAAUUCAUUGACUAAAAAUAGAAGUAUUAUUGUUAAAAACGAAAUGGAAAAUGAGGUAAAUCAAAAAGAAAUAUUGAAUCUGUGCAAUGAAAAAAAUACCUUGGUCUGCAAUAUUCAUGGAUCAGAGGACUCAAAUAAAAGACAUUAUUUAUUAACGAUAUACGAAUUGUAUGUAUUUAGAACUGUGGUAUGCACUUCUCAUUUGCAAGGAAAAUGCAAGAACUCUGACAGUUGUCCUUUUAGUCAUUGCUUGACAUGGCAAAGAAGGAAUCCAAAUGAUCAUUAUUACUCACCAAAAUUAUGUCCAGAAAUAUGUUUUAUAAAGAGCAACGAGAAGAUGAAUUUGAUAAGAAGAUGCAAAAAAGGAAAGUUAUGUACAUUUGCCCAUUCAAAGGAAGAACAAUUAUAUCACCCAUUAAUGUAUAAGACUAAAGAGUGCUCUCUAUAUCCAAAUUGUAACAGAUAUUAUUGUCCUUUUUCACAUGGUAUUGAACAGAUUAGAACCCCGGAAAGGGUAAGGCAAUCUAUUGAAGAAGUAGCGAAAAAUAAUUCACAAGGUAUUUUAAAGGAUCCAUAUUUAUUAUUAUCUAAUAUUGUAAAUGGUAAGAAGCCAAAUUAUGAUAUUAAAAAUCCAAAAUCGUAUUUAGAUAUUACAAAAAGUAAAAAGAAUACUUUUUUAAAGUCAAAAUGCCCAAAUUCAACAUUAAGUAACUCUAAAAUAAACAAUAUUCCAGAGUUAGUACAAAAAGAUAUUAAUUCAAUUUGGGAUUCUGUUGACAGCUGGAAUUUGAAUGCAUCCAAUAUGAACUUUCAUCCAGCAUUUAUGGAAAUUAUGUCAUUUAACGAGCAGGAUCAACAAUAUAUUGGCCCAGAUUUUAAUCCGUGCUCAUUUAAUAGUGUCUCUCCAGAAAGUAGAUUUGAGACAGAAUAUGAUCAAAUUUGGAAGGAAAUAUCUACAGAAUAUAACAAAAAAAAAUUAUGA